AUGCGUCAAUGCGGUGACGGCGUUAAGGCUUUGCCGUUCCCGUCAGAUGGGGCAGUGACUCAUAAAAUGUGGUGGAUGGGGCAACUGCGUGCUGUGGUUGGGGGCUGCGUGGUGCAGGGCGUCUACAAAUACCUAAUAGAAUCGCGAAAAGUGGAGCUGAAGCAACUCGAGAAGGAACUCGAGGAUGGGCGCAAGGCUGUGGUGUAUGAAAUUCAACCCGCUUCAGCCGUUGAAGGAACCAUACGGCUGGUGGACGCGCCACCGGCAUCAUUAAUGCCUGUUAGUCUUCUCCAGGAUCAGCUGCUCAAGUGA
Eimeria acervulina is the source of this 312-nucleotide messenger RNA. RefSeq lists its product as hypothetical. Lineage: Eukaryota; Apicomplexa; Conoidasida; Eucoccidiorida; Eimeriidae. The transcript is spliced from 2 exons. The coding region runs from base 1 to 312 and encodes 103 amino acids. The record is from RefSeq and is a predicted model, not a curated record.